Molecule: messenger RNA, 2487 nt
Organism: Arvicola amphibius (Eurasian water vole)
Lineage: Eukaryota; Metazoa; Chordata; Mammalia; Rodentia; Cricetidae
Gene: Sts
Product: steroid sulfatase
Exons: 10
Coding region: 231-1910 (559 amino acids)
Molecular function (GO): arylsulfatase activity
Source: RefSeq, a predicted model, not a curated record
GGGCCAAAACAAACAGCGCAGGGGCCGCGGUCGCGCAGUCGGUCGGCAAACGCGGAGCGGCGAACUCGUGCGCGACCCGCGCGGCCCCGGGCGGCGGCAGCGGUGACGUCAGCAGGGGACCCCGACUCCGCGCUCUGCUAGGCGCUCGACGAAGGACGCGCGGGACCGCGAACUCCUACACGGGCCGCGGAGCCCAGGCCGCGGCGCCCACGGUGACGACGAACGCGACGAUGUCACUGCUCCAGGCCCUCAUGCUCUUCUUUGUCCUGCUCUGCGUGUGCUGCUCCCGCGACCCCGCGAGGCCCAACUUCGUGAUCAUCAUGGCCGACGACCUCGGCAUUGGGGACCUCGGCUGCUAUGGGAACAGCACGCUCAGGACGCCCAACGUCGACCGCCUGGCCCGCGAGGGCGUGAAGCUGACCCAGCACCUGGCGGCCUCACCCCUGUGCACGCCCAGCCGUGCGGCCUUCCUCACAGGGCGCUAUGCGGUGCGCUCGGGCAUGGCAUCGCACAACCGCUUCGGCGUGUUCCUGUUCACGGGGUCAUCGGGCGGGCUGCCUCCCCACGAGGUCACCUUCGCACAGAGGCUCCGGGAACACGGAUACCACACAGGGCUGGUCGGGAAGUGGCACCUGGGCGUGAGCUGCCACCAGCGGGAUGACUUCUGCCACCACCCGCAGCGCCACGGGUUCGAGUUCUUCCAUGGCUUUCCGCUGACUAACCUGCGCGACUGCGUCCCGGGCUCGGGCUCCGUGUUCAAGUCUGCCACUCGCUGGGUUGUGCAUGGGCCCGUGCAGGCGCUGCUCGUGUGUGCAUUCACGCUCGCACUGCUGCGCUGCCUGGGGCUGGUGCGUGUGCCCGUAGCGUUGGUGGCGGCACCUGUGCUGCUUGCGGUUGCCGUGGCUGGCGGCUACCUCGCCUUCUUGCACUUUUUCCGCCCCGCGAACUGCGUGCUCAUGACCGGGUUUGAGGUGGUGCAGCGGCCAGCGUCCUACGAGGAGCUCACACAGAGGCUCACAGGGGAGGCUGUGGGCUUCCUGGAGAGACACGCGCACGCGCCUUUCCUGCUGUUCCUCUCCUUCCUCCACGUCCACACCGCACACUUUGCGGCCCCGAAAUUUGCUGGACACAGCCUCCACGGGGUCUACGGGGACGCGGUUGAGGAGCUGGACUGGAGCGUGGGGCAGAUCCUGGUUACGCUCGACCGCCUGGGCCUGGCAAACGACACGCUUGUCUACUUCACGUCUGACCAUGGCGCCCACGUGGAGGAAGUGAGCGAGGAAGGCACGAUGCACGGCGGCAGCAACGGGAUCUACAAAGGCGGCAAGGCCAACAACUGGGAGGGCGGCAUCCGUGUGCCUGGUGUCGUCCGCUUCCCGCGUGAGCUUGGCCGUGGCUUGGAGCUGGCGGAGCCAACGAGCCACAUGGACGUGUUUCCCACGGUGCUGGCGCUGGCGGGGGCGGAGCUUCCUGCCGACAGGAUCAUCGAUGGCCGGGACCUGAUGCCACUGCUGCGGGGGAUGCGUGCUCGGUCAGAGCACGAGUUCCUUUUCCACUACUGCAAUGCCUACCUCAAUGCUGUGCGCUGGCGGCCGCCAGACGGCUCCGCCCUUUGGAAAGUCUUCUACUUCACGCCCAACUUUGACCCGGGCACCAGUGGCUGCUUCUCCUCGCAUGUGUGCUUCUGCUUCGGCAAACAUGUCACACGCCACGACCCGCCGCUGCUCUUUGACCUCACACGUGACCCCGGUGAGCACCGCCCCCUGACCCCGGAAUCCGAGUCGCGAUACCACGCGGUCCUGGCGGCUGUGGGGGAGGCGGUGGCCGCGCACACGCGCACACUCAACCCCGCGGUGCCCCAGCAGCUGUCACUCGGCAACCUGGUUUGGAAGCCAUGGCUGCAGCUGUGAUGUCACGUAAUACGCGUGACCAUGUGACUCCGGCGAUAUCUGUCCCGGGGUCACAUGACAAUCAUGGAUCCCCCCACACACACGUGAACAGAAAUGAAGGAUGCGGGCCUCGCACGCCCACCACACACGAACUACUCGCACUCACUGCCAAGCGCGAAGACACACGCUUGUGAAAACCCUGCCCAUGUGAACCCCGCCGUCCUGCUGGUGACACGUGUGUGCUACAGUCUUGACUCGGUCUGAAGUCUCACACACGCGUGUGAGCCCCACGUGCACAUCCUGGCCAGUUCCAAUCAGUGUUUCUGAGAAGACGGCGCAGAAGCCAGUGCCGCCCGACAUGCGUGUGCAAGCGCCAGGACACACACGAAACCCGCACUUUAUGAUUAUUUCAUUUUAUUUUAUUUUCCUCUCAUUUUGACCCCGUGUGGGACCCAGAAGAAAUGGACCCGCGAGUCCCAUCCGGUGUCCACGGUAAAGGAAAAUUUAACACACGUGAAACAUGUGAUCUCAUAUUUAAUUCCCCCCCACACCCAACCACGUCAACACAACACGGGAAUAAAAGGACACUUGCAAUAAG